Metopolophium dirhodum (rose-grain aphid) is the source of this 2471-nucleotide messenger RNA. RefSeq lists its product as uncharacterized. Lineage: Eukaryota; Metazoa; Arthropoda; Insecta; Hemiptera; Aphididae. The transcript is spliced from 10 exons. The record is from RefSeq and is a predicted model, not a curated record. The coding region runs from base 456 to 2378 and encodes 640 amino acids. Gene Ontology annotation, molecular function: sequence-specific DNA binding.
UUCGUCGACUCGUCGUAGUGUUCGUGUUUUGGUUUCAUUCAUGUGCUUUGUACAACAGUACUCGGCGAGUCUGCAGUAGACAUAUUUUAUAUGUAUUAUUAUACUUAAAGCAUACCUUUAACAAAUACGACACGCGAUACCUAACCACCCAACUAUUAUACGGAUGACUGGAUUAACCAUCACGAGAAAACUUACACAUCAAAACACAUUCAUCGGUCUAUAGGAGUCCGGAAUACAGGUGUCGUAUACAUUUCAGGACUGAGUGAUCGAGGCUUCCCGCGUCCAUUGAUCGAGUUCUCUUUUCUAAGUUUCAACUGCAUACAAUACAGAUAACUGUAUACUGAUAAAGCUAUAUGACUUCAAAUAUCUGACUUGUCAAAUUGCGGUGGUCGCACUUUUAUAUUAAUUAUUUUAAUUUUAUUUUUGACAAUAAUAUUUAAUACAAAGUUGUAAAAAUGCAUAAAUGUAUAGUGUGCGGCAAUACAUCUAAUAAAACCAAGGUCCACCGUCCAGGAGUUAAUUAUCAUGGAAUUCCCAAGAAUGAACACAUGAGAAGAAAAUGGCUUAAAGUUUUUGGAAUUGAUCGUUGUCAUGAUUGGCAACGUAUAUGUAGUGAUCAUUUUUUAGAAGAAAACUAUAAGCCAGGAAAAAAGAGAUUUUUAUUUUCAAAUACUAUUCCGCAACCUUAUGAUCGAAAUGGUUUUCCUUCUAAUUAUGCUACUCAAAGUAAUGAUGUCGAAACUGGAAAUAAUGUAAUUUUACCAAUGGAACAAAAUAUUAUAAAAGAGGAACAUAUUGGAAAUACUGUUGUAAACCAUUUUAAAUCACCAAGGCAGUCAUCUAGACUUACUAGAAACAAUGAGGAUAUGAGUAAUACAAAUAUGCCGGACCAUACUUUAGUAUCUGGAUUACAAUGUUCUGUUAGAAAUUGCUCUAACAGGCUUUCAAAGAAUUUUAGUCUCUUUGAAUUUCCGAAGGAUUUGAUGUUGAGAAAAUUGUGGAUGGAAAAAUGCGGAUUAAAAAAAAAUCUUUUUGAUAUGAGUAGUGAAAGAGUUUGUAGUAAUCAUUUUAGACUAAACCGUUUCAUGAAUUCUGAAGUAAAGCCCAGAUUAAAACCAGGUGCUGUUCCAUCAUUAUUUUUAAAUACUGAUAUAGUAAAUACAAAAAAUAUUCCAUCAACAAGUUUCUGUGUCAAUAGAUGGCUUUUCCAGUUAAAUAAAAAACCAUCUAGUUCAUCUAGUUCAUCAUCAAAUUUUGUUACAAAUAUGGAAAUCAACAAAAUCCCCUUAUCGGUGUUAAUAAAAUCAACUACUCGCAAUUCUAAGGACUUUGAAGUUUUUUGUUCUGUACCAGAAUGCAUAACUAAUACUAAAAAGGAGGUUGAAGAUAUUUCCCUUUUCGUACCAACAAUGGAAAAUGUAAAAGAGUGGAGCAAAAUUUUAGGUGUGAGGUUGACAGGGACUAGUAUUUUGUGUGAAAAACAUUUCCGAUCCCAAGACAUGGUCCAAAACGAAUUAUUUGUAAAUGGUUUACAAACACAAUUAAAAGUAUUAGCACCUUUUGCUUUGCCAGUGCCAAUUAAUGAGGAGCCUAUAUUGAGUACAUCUGAAGAUCAAUUCAUAAGUGCAGUAGACAAUGAAGCUGCUGAACAGUCAUCAGAAGAAAAAAAAAAUAAUUUAGAAGAUGAUACAGAUAAUACUUCCAUGACAAUUGAUCUUACAAUUGAUGAUUCAUCUAGUAGUUCGUUGUCCAUCACUUUGGAACCAAUGGAGGAAAGAACCUCACAAUGUAUUAAAAUGAAUGAUUGCAAUACUGAGUAUUUUACAAGCGAUGAACACGGGCUUAUUUUUGAAAUGUCUAAGGAAGUUGUACUUCCUAGUUUAUAUUGGAAGAGUGAACAUCUUAAUAUACAAAAUGCAACAAGGUUUUUUCAACGAGACGCUAAUGAUGUAACUGUGAAGAAAGUUAAUUUUUAUAACAACCUUGUGCCAACAAUACAAAUAUAUGGCAAAAAAUACGAAUAUAAUACACCUAUUAAAACAAAGGAAGAGUUGGACAAUCUUUUAGAAAAAAUCGAUAGUAUUGAAAAAUGUUAUGGUAGAGGUGGAUUUGUCUUUGAACAAUGUAAAGGGUAUUUUGAAAAUAGUUUAGAUAAUAUGUGUUCUGGCUGUCAAGGGUUGGUAAAAGAUCAAGAUUUGCAAAGAAUGAAAGCAAAACUUGAGGCUAAAAACAAAAAAUUGGAAAGUUUUAAAAACAGAAUUGCUGAAAAGAAAGAAACGGUAUUAAAACUAAGAAGAAAAAUGGCAGAAAUUAAAAGAAAUCGUCAACUUCAACUAGCUUUAAAACCAUCUGAAAUUUCAAAUAUUACGAAGCCAUAAAUAUUAUGCAUUGCAUUUGCCAAUUUUUAUUAUAUUUAUUAGACAAUUGUAUUUUUAUUUUAGUUAAUUUAUAAAGAGAAGUUUAAAAUUGUA